Gadus morhua (Atlantic cod) is the source of this 4717-nucleotide messenger RNA. RefSeq names its product v-src avian sarcoma (Schmidt-Ruppin A-2) viral oncogene homolog (gene src). NCBI's taxonomy places the organism in Eukaryota, Metazoa, Chordata, Actinopteri, Gadiformes, Gadidae. Gene Ontology annotation, biological process: protein phosphorylation. Bases 329 to 1996 code for a protein of 555 amino acids. Gene Ontology annotation, molecular function: ATP binding; protein tyrosine kinase activity; protein binding. The transcript is spliced from 14 exons. The record is from RefSeq and is a predicted model, not a curated record.
CACCUCACUAGCCCUCCCCUAGCCCUGAAUGGGAUCCCUCACCUCACUAGCCCGCCCCUAGCCCUGAACGGGAUCCCUCACCUCACUAGCCCGCCCCUAGCCCUGAAUGGGAUAUCUCGCCACCACCACCGCUCUGGCAUCGACUCGCUGCUGCUGUGUAAGCAUCGACAAUCAUUCGCAGUCUGAAAGCAACGUUUUGAUUUUGCUCUCCUCGAACAGUUGGAGAGCAAACCGCGUCAAACCGCUCAUGGUUUGACGUCAAUCUUCCGGCGGCUGGCCAUUGGAAAAACAAUUCCGUAGCGUCUCCCGAUAACCUUCGGCCUAGGCCAUGGGGGGGUCCAAGAGCAAGGCGAAGGACGCGGGCCAGCGCACGCGGAGCAUCGACGACAACCUCACCGCGGGGGGCGGAGUCGGAGGCCACCACCUCAACCCCAACCAGCAGUCCGUGACGCCCAAUCGGAUCUCGGGGGCGGGGGAUGGAACCUCCAUGCGUGGCAGUCAGCCGUCGGCCAAUAAGGCGGAGAUGGCGCUGUUUGGGGGCGUGGACACCAGCAACGCCGCCUCCCCGAACAACAGAUGCACGCUAUCAGGGGGCGUGACGACCUUUGUGGCGUUAUACGACUACGAAUCCCGGACGGCCUCCGAUCUGUCCUUCAGGAAGGGCGAACGCCUGCAGAUUGUCAACAACAUGAGGAAGGUAAACAGCAGAGAAGGGGACUGGUGGCUCGCUCGCUCGCUCAACACCGGAGAGAGCGGAUACAUCCCCAGCAACUAUGUGGCUCCUUCAGACUCCAUCCAGGCAGAAGAUCAUAUCAGACUGACCAUGGAGUCCAGGUGGUACUUUGGUAAGAUCACGCGUCGGGAGUCGGAGAGGCUUCUGCUGAGUUUGGAGAACAGGAGAGGAACGUUCCUGGUGCGAGAGAGUGAGACGACCAAAGGUGCCUACUGUCUGUCUGUCCUCGACUACGACAACACCAAAGGGUUGAACGUGAAACACUACAAGAUCAGGAAGCUGGACAGCGGCGGCUUCUACAUCACAUCACGCACGCAGUUCACCAACCUGCAGCUGCUGGUCAACCACUACCGCAAGCACGCAGACGGCCUGUGCCACUCUCUGUCGGACGUGUGCCCCAUCCUGAAGCCCCAGACCCAAGGGCUGGCCAAGGACGCCUGGGAGAUCCCUCGGGACUCGCUGCGGCUGGACCUCAAACUGGGCCAGGGCUGCUUUGGAGAGGUCUGGAUGGGAACGUGGAACGGCACGACGCGCGUGGCCAUCAAGACCCUGAAGCCGGGCACCAUGUCCCCCGAGGCCUUCCUGAUGGAGGCGCAGGUCAUGAAGAAGCUGCGGCACGAGAAGCUGGUGCAGCUGUACGCCGUGGUGUCGGAGGAGCCCAUCUACAUCGUCACCGAGUACAUGGGCCAAGGUAGUUUACUGGACUUCCUGAAGGGUGACAUGGGUAAAAUGCUUCGUCUGCCUCAACUCGUCGACAUGGCGUCACAGAUUGCGUCUGGGAUGGCGUACGUGGAGCGGAUGAACUACGUGCACAGAGACCUGCGGGCGGCCAACAUCCUGGUGGGGGACAACCUGGUGUGCAAGGUGGCCGACUUCGGCCUGGCGCGGCUCAUAGAGGACAACGAGUACACGGCCCGCCAGGGAGCCAAGUUCCCCAUCAAGUGGACCGCCCCAGAGGCGGCGCUGUACGGCCGCUUCACCAUCAAGUCGGACGUCUGGUCGUUCGGGGUGCUGCUCACUGAGCUGGCCACCAAGGGCAGGGUUCCCUAUCCAGGCAUGGUGAACCGCGAGGUCCUGGACCAGGUGGAGCGCGGCUACAGGAUGCCGUGCCCAGCCGAGUGCCCUGAGUCCAUGCACGAGCUGAUGGGAACCUGCUGGCGCAAGGAGCCCGAGGAGAGGCCCACCUUCGAGUACCUGCAGGGCUUCUUGGAGGACUACUUCACCUCCACCGAGCCCCAGUACCAGCCCGGGGAGAACCUCUGAGGACCCUGGUUGUGUGUCUGUGUGUGUGUGUAUGGGGCAAAGAAAGAGGGAGAGAGAGAGGCGUAAGGAUAUGUGCAUGCACACAUGUAUAAACUGAGAGAGGCAGGGAGAGAGAGGGAGAGAGAGACCAUGCGUCAUCCAUUUUCACAAUCUGCCUCUCUCUCUCUAGGGAUACCAUUGUUAGGUUCACCUCUGACUUCCAAAUGAGUUGUGUGGCGUUCCCCUCACUAUCGUAUUAUCAUUUGGAGGCCCAUCGUACAUUACACUGUGUUUGCUUGCGCGUCAAGCUUUAUUAAGGAGGUUUCGACAAUGGAGCCAAGAAUCCUUUAUUAUAGAUUUUUUAAGGCGCCUUCAUGGUACUUCAGACCUGGGGAUUUCUACCUGGUAGACGGGUUAAAACCCUGCGCCUGAUUUUGACACACGUGGGAAGAUUUCCAGACGUGUGCAUUAAAAGACGACGACGGGGGGUUGCUUAAGAGAUGAGGAACUAUCAAUGUCCUGCUGAAAGUUUCAUUUCAGGAUCAUGUUUGAAACUCCAAACAGUUGUAUAUUAACUUUGUCUUCCAAUUAGGAUCAUAAAACUAAAGCAGCAUCCAAUUUUCAUGAAACUUAACUAAACCAUUUUUUUGGUUUAUGUGUGAAAACUGUAUAGACUUUUCACAUUUUGAUUUAAUCAGUGUAGGUGGGGUUUAUACCUGGAUCAACUGGAGUGUUCUUUGAGGUAAAGGUUGGUUUAAUAUUUGUUUCUAGAAGCAUCCAUGACUGUGCACCACUGAGGAUAGUAAUUUGGUAAGUCGUACCUGCUGUGAGGUUUGGAAUGAGGCGGACAUGGGCCUGUGUACAACUUAUUCAACUGAACAUGCAGUCACCCUGGAUGGAUCUCCAGGACUUGGACCAGUGUAACAUCCAACAGGGAGAAGUUAAGCCCAUCCUCUUCUACUCCUGUCUCUAACACAAGGAACUGACUACUGAUCACCGGUGCUCUUCUCAGCACAGGGGAGAGGACCAGAACAUUGCUGCUCUUUUGUACACUGUUAAAAGUUAAAGGUGUAUUUUUAUGACUUUGAGCUUUACUAACCGUGGGGUCUGACUCUGGCACGACAAGGGGAGGUGGGGGAUUCUUAUCCAAUCUUAUUCCACCAUGUUCUCUCAUGGCUUGUUGCGGAGAGUUUAUACCAAACGGAUAUGAGCUCACUUCAUAAUACAAGGAUCUUUUGACAAGAGCUUCCAAAUUGUCUAUUGUGGAAACAUUGUUUAAUAAACCACUUCUGCUAAAUUCAAUGACUCCAAAUGAUCAAAUAAUAACAAAGCAUUUAACCAAUAAGCAUUUUGGAUGUGGUAUUCCUUUAAAGAUAAAAUUUACUCAAACAUACAUCUAUCUCAUCAAAUUGAGCCAGGGGAUUUCAUACUUAAACAAGUUGGUACAUGCUAUUCCCUAACCCUAUAGUUAGUGCUCUGCCCUAAACCUUACCCAUUUUCCUUCCCUAACGCUGUAGUUGGGGCUCUUUCCUCACCCUAACCCUCUAGGUAUCGCCCAUUCCUAAUGCUAUUCCUCUUUCCUCACCCUGAAUUAGUGCUCCAUCCUAACCCUGACUGUCUUCCCUAACCUUCAGUUAGUGCCCUUCAGUCUGAGCUUAGUAUUUGGAUACUCUUUCAAUUCAGAAUGAGAAGUAUAUUUUAAAUCCCUAAUCAAAUUGAUUUGUUACCCGCAUAAAGUAGGGGCAGACCCUUCUUGGUUCUUCUUGUGGUGCGGAUGUUCAUGUAUCAUUGCAAUGCUCUUAUUUAUUCUGGGGGGGUAAGCCAGAAAUCAUUUUCCAACUUGCAUAGGAGAUGAUUGGCCUUUCAGAAAAAAAGGCAUUGUAAAUGUAUUGCUGAUACAUUGUAAAUAUCACCUUUAUCUUUAUUUAUUCCUUCAGAAAUACCUUCAUUCGUGUUUUUCUUUCUUGGUAUUAUAUUGUAGCCCUGGAUAUCAUCUCAGGGUACCUGAUCGAAAAAAAGAAACAUAUUAGCAACACUUUCUCUGAACAGUAUUGUUUUCAGACGUAUUCAGGCAUUCAUGUUUAGCCGGUGAAAAGAUGUGCUUAAUGCAUUUGGCCCCAUUUUCUGUACCAUUCAUCCCGUUAAUUUACAUUCUUUCAAAACAUGUAUUACAUCGUUGUGGUUUUUUUCCCAGAUAUUUAUAAACUUAUUACCAGCUUGUCUAAUCCUACUUACAAGGCAUCCCAUCAUCGGUUUCUUUGAGUUCAGGAAACAAACAAAAUAACACUAUUGUACUAGCAUGGGGCGCAUGUAUUUUAUCAUAUGGUGCAAAAAAUGUCACCACUGGGAUCCAGGCUUGUAUUCUUCCUGUAGGAAUGACGACCCGUGUAGGUAAGAGGCAGUGCUGGAAGAACGUAGAUCAGGCCAUCAUUCAUUCAUUGGCUUGUCUGUUGUCCCCAGACAAUCGACCAUUCUCUUAUCUAUUUAUUAUUUCCUGGGCCUUAUCAAUGAGCACGUCCCAGUCUGAAGGAAGAGAAAAAAAUAUCUAUAUUUUCUAAUUAUGUGUUCAAUGGAAACAGUUCCUGAAAUAUUAUUAUCUAUGCAGUUAUUUUUACAAUCUGUAAUAUAUUAUACAUCCCCUUUUCUACUGCAUUCAAUGGGAAUUUAAAGAUUUUCUCUGUAAAAUACGUUUUGUUUAAAUCUUACAGUUACAAUGUUGGAAUAAAUUGGUUUAAUGACAAA